Messenger RNA from Mya arenaria, 8839 nucleotides. RefSeq names its product neurogenic locus notch homolog protein 1-like. Lineage: Eukaryota; Metazoa; Mollusca; Bivalvia; Myida; Myidae. Gene Ontology annotation, molecular function: calcium ion binding. The transcript is spliced from 63 exons. Bases 35 to 8125 code for a protein of 2696 amino acids. The record is from RefSeq and is a predicted model, not a curated record.
CAAAUGCAGGUGUACAAAGUGUCAGUCUGACAAAAUGAACCUGGCAGCUCUGUUCGCGUGUUUUGUUUGGUAUGUGUAUGGAUAUGUUCAAACCACUGGGGAACCUUGUGAUGAGGCAACACAGCUUGGUUUUUUGGUGAACCGUGUCAGCGGAUACGUUUUGGCCGAAGAUGAAGACCCGAUUUGUGACGUUUACCUUACUUCUGGCUGGUAUUCGAUGGGAAAAUACGUGAUUUCAUCACAGAAUAUCCCGUGUGGAGCAACGUACUCCUGGUAUAGAACAGGUGAAUUACCAAAUGAUACGGCACAAGGCAUAGUUGAUGUAGAACUUUGUUUGACGGAUGGUAGAGAUGCGUGCCAUGACAGCAUAACAAUUCAAGCAAAAAAGUGUGAAGAAUAUAAGUACGUGUUUAAACUGGUUGAUGUCAAGCACUGUCCUGAAGCAUACUGCAUAGAGCUUUUGCAUGGAAACAAAGGUCAUGGUGAACCACCAAAUGUGAUUUCAAUCAAUCCAAAUAUAACUUCGAGAGUGUCUAACGAUGGUGUCGCUAAUACGAGCAUUUUACGAUUUUUCUGUAAUUUUGCCCCACAUGUUGAAACAACUGUAUUGUACAAUGUUACAUGGGCCAUAUCGUUACAAAAUACCCUGAUUGCUGAAUUGACUCAAAAAGGACCUGUACCAUAUAAUGAUACUUUUAAUACAUCAACGAUGCUUACGGAACAUGACAUGGAAGCAAAAGGAUAUGGAUUUAAUGCUACGAUUGUUUGCAUUGUGAGGGCAAUGUUUCAACUCAACGGAAGUGUGAGUGGACCAAAGACCAGUCCAGAAUUAUUCUGUGGUAUAGAGGUGUUUAGCGUUUCUCCAAUUAUCUUUACUGACACGCCAGAUUUUCAAAACAUGUCAACGAUUAUCACACUUCGAUUAAACAUACCAUUCGGAUGUGACGUUAAGAGACCGAAGUGCUCCUUAGAUGUCCUUUUGGUUCAGUUGGAGAAAAAUGAAAAUUGUAGAUUUUCAAAGAUAAGUGCAAGCGAUGGAAAACACUAUGACAUGAAAUGCGGGAGACGAAUAGAUCAUGACGAAGUCGGGAAAAACGUUUCAAUACACUUAAAUAUGUCGACUGGUGAUUGGAAAAAUUCAUAUAAUCAGGAAUUCCUUGUUUCGCUUCAUACGGGAGGUCAUCAUCACAAUUUUUUUCAACAGAAGUUUUUAAAAACGCUUACAAUAAAAGCUUAUGUAGAUACCACACUAGACGCAUCAUCACAGUGUUAUGCACAUAACGACCCACGUAUGCGAACUUUUGAUGGAAGAACAUUUGGACACCACGACGAAGGUGUAUGGUAUCUUUACAUUAAUACUAAGGAACAAUUACAGGUUUUGAUUAAAACGGAACAAUGUUGGAAAAGAGCGCAAGUAACAUGCAACUGUGGUGUCGUCGUAAACGCCGGACGGGAUGUUUUCUCCAUAUCUGCUUGUGAAACUAGAAACGUUUUUGAAAAAAAGUUUACAUCCUGUGAAGACAAGAAAGUUCUUGAAAUUUCGACAACAUCAGACGGGAGAAUAGACAUUGUUCUUCCAACGAAAACGAAGGUCCAAGUGAAUCGAUCCUGGAGAUAUUUUCUUAAUGUAGACAUCUGGGCAUCAAAUGCUGAUUCUAACAAGUCAUCAGGUCUUUGCGGUUACAUGGAUGGUAACCCCCAAAAUGACUAUACGUUCUUAAACGGGACUGAAACAAACAGCGAAACUGCUUGGAGACAUUCAUGGAGAGUACCAGACGAUAAAAAUCUGUUUGAAACAUCGAACCAUCUUACCCCGUGGCCAGCACAAAAACGUUUUUGUUCUUGCCCAUCAAACUCGAGCGGCAGGGACAUAACGGCAGGAAUUAAUUGCAGUGCAGUUGACCCAGAAUUUUGCUAUGUGCAGGGAAAUGAGGACCAGUUUGAUAGGUGUUUCACAACCCGAUUAACAAGACGUAAACGGAGCGCGAAUAGCGUGGAGUCUGAUACCCAUGAAAGUGCUGUAACAUCAAUGAAUAUGAAUGAAACAGAGUCUGGGUCAGCAUUUCUAACAGGAAUCACUUUCGAUAACGCAACUGCCUGGGCAUACUGUGAGGAUGCAUUCAACAUUACGGUUUUAAGAAUUUGUUCACAGUUGAAGAAUUUUACCCAAACAGACUAUUUGCAGGACUGUGUGGAUGACAUUUUGGCAUUUAAUGACACUGUGUUUACACCAACCUAUGUCGAUUUGCAAAAGAAGAAAUGCUAUUCGAUGAUGAACGCAUCAAUUCCACCGCCAGCAAAAGACUUCAAAAACAUUUCACUUAUUGUGGAUGGGGAAGAAAUAGAAAAUGUCACGGAGGAAGUAAUUAAGAAUGCCGUAGAUCCUGAAUUCACAGUUGAAGUGUUGAAUCAGAUUGUUAUCAAUGACUGCCCACAGGAGUGCUACGGAAGGGGUGAAUGUAACAACGGAACUUGUAAGUGUAACGAGGGUUUCGCCAGCUCAGAUUGCUCUGCAGACCUUUCAAAACCUGUGACUAUGUACGGAAUCCCGGACCGAGGAUAUUGUGAUUUGAAAUACAGACCAUGCGAAAGAACGUCAGUAUUUGGCACAAACAUUGCCGAUACAGUGAAGUGUUAUUUGCAACACUUCUGGGUAACGAACACUUCACUAACGUAUUCAACUUUUACACCUGAGACGGAGGGAUAUAUGCUUGCCCCUGACGAAAUUAAAUGUAUUUUGCCAACGGCAGAACCCACAAUCCCAGAUGGUUUUUUGGCAUCGGGAUUCAACGUUUCUCUGAGCAACGAUGGCAAUCUGUACAGCGUCGAUGAUAUGAUCGUUGUUUAUGACAGUGAUUGUGUAAAUUGCACGAGGCUUGGCUCUGACGUCAUAUGUGAAAGAAUAGACGGUUCCUGUAUGAAGGACGGGUUGUGCUACGUAGAGGGCGAUUAUGAAGGCUGCUCAGAAUGUUCCAGUGGACUUGGUGGAAACGUUUCUUGGAUUUACCAAUGUGCCUUGCCGGGAUGUAAUCCUUGUUUGAACAACGCUACUUGUAUCAACGGCUCCGACGGAUAUAGCUGCAUGUGCGCAGAUGGCUGGAGCGGAACACAUUGCGAACAAAAUAUCGAUGAAUGUGAAAGCAAUCCCUGUGUAAACGACGGAAGCUGUAUUGAUGGUUUGAACGGUUAUACUUGCGUCUGCACAGAUGGUUGGGAAGGAAAGAACUGCGAAUUAGACAUAGACGAUUGUCUUACCAACCAUUGUCAAAACAACGGUAGUUGUGAAGACGGUUUAAACACAUAUACAUGCAAGUGUGCUGGUGGUUUUAACGGAACUAAUUGUGAAAACGAGAUUCCAAUCUGUGAUAGGGAACCUUGUCAGAAUGGUGCUACUUGUAAUGAAACGACUGAAGGAUAUUCUUGUACAUGCGUUGCUGGGUUUUCCGGAACCCGUUGUGAAGAAGAUACGGACGAGUGCGCUAGCAGCCCGUGUGUGAACGGAGCGACCUGUAAUGACAGCAUUAACGGUUACAACUGUGCAUGUGUUGGUGGCUGGCAGGGAACAACUUGCGAAACCAAUACGGACGAUUGUGCAAGUGGACCAUGUGUAAACGGAGCCACCUGUACUGACGGCAUAAACAGCUACAACUGUACAUGUGUUGAUGGCUGGGAGGGAAUUAAUUGUACAACCAAUACGGACGAUUGUGCUAGCAUCCCAUGUGCAAACGGAGCCAACUGUACUGACCGUAUUAACAGCUACAGCUGUACAUGUGCUGAUGGAUGGGAAGGGACAACCUGUGAACUCAAUACGGACGAUUGUGCAAGUGUGCCAUGUGCAAACGGAGCCACCUGUACUGACGGCAUUAACAGCUACAACUGUACAUGUGCUGAUGGCUGGGAGGGAAUAAAUUGUACAACCAAUACGGACGAUUGUGCUAGCAUCCCAUGUGCAAACGGAGCAACCUGUACUGACGGCAUAAACAGCUACGGCUGUACAUGUGCUGAUGGUUGGGAGGGAAAUAAUUGUACAACCAAUAUGGACGAUUGUGCUAGCAUCCCAUGUGCAAACGGAGCAAUCUGUACUGACCGCAUUAACAGCUACGACUGUACAUGUGCUGAUGGUUGGGAGGGGACAACCUGUACACUCAAUACGGACGAUUGUGCAAGUGGACCAUGUGUAAACGGAGCCACCUGUACUGACGGCAUUAACGGCUACAGCUGUACAUGUGCUGAUGGAUGGGAAGGGACAACCUGUGAACUUAAUACAGACGAUUGUGCAAGUGGACCAUGUGUGAACGGAGCCACCUGUACUGACGGCAUUAACAGCUACAACUGUACAUGUGCUGAUGGUUGGGAGGGAAAUAAUUGUACAAGCAAUACGGACGAUUGUGCUAGCAUACCAUGUGCAAACGGAGCCACCUGUACUGACGGCAUUAACAGCUACGACUGUACAUGUGCUGAUGGUUGGGAGGGAAAUAAUUGUACAACCAAUAUUGACAAUUGUGCUAGUAUCCCAUGUGUAAACGGAGCCACCUGUAAUGACGGCAUUAACAGCUACAGCUGUACAUGUGCUGUUGGAUGGGAAGGGACAACCUGUGAACUCAAUACGGACGAUUGUGCAAGUGUGCCAUGUGCAAACGGAGCCACCUGUACUGACGGCAUUAACAGCUACAACUGUUCAUGUGCUGAUGGCUGGGAGGGAAUAAAUUGUACAACCAAUACGGACGAUUGUGCUAGCAUCCCAUGUGCAAACGGAGCAACCUGUACUGACGGCAUAAACAGCUACGGCUGUACAUGUGCUGAUGGUUGGGAGGGGAAUAAUUGUACAACCAAUAUGGACGAUUGUGCUAGCAUCCCAUGUGCAAACGGAGCAAUCUGUACUGACCGCAUUAACAGCUACGACUGUACAUGUGCUGAUGGUUGGGAGGGGACAACCUGUACACUCAAUACGGACGAUUGUGCAAGUGGACCAUGUGUAAACGGAGCCACCUGUACUGACGGCAUUAACGGCUACAGCUGUACAUGUGCUGAUGGAUGGGAAGGGACAACCUGUGAACUUAAUACAGACGAUUGUGCAAGUGGACCAUGUGUGAACGGAGCCACCUGUACUGACGGCAUUAACAGCUACAACUGUACAUGUGCUGAUGGUUGGGAGGGAAAUAAUUGUACAAGCAAUACGGACGAUUGUGCUAGCAUACCAUGUGCAAACGGAGCCACCUGUACUGACGGCAUUAACAGCUACGACUGUACAUGUGCUGAUGGUUGGGAGGGAAAUAAUUGUACAACCAAUAUUGACAAUUGUGCUAGUAUCCCAUGUGUAAACGGAGCCACCUGUAAUGACGGCAUUAACAGCUACAGCUGUACAUCUGCUGUUGGAUGGGAAGGGACAACCUGUGAACUCAAUACGGACGAUUGUGCAAGUGUACCAUGUGCAAACGGAGCCACCUGUACUGACGGCAUUAACAGCUACAACUGUUCAUGUUCUGAUGGCUGGGAGGGAAUAAAUUGUACAACCAAUACGGACGAUUGUGCUAGCAUCCCAUGUGCAAACGGAGCAACCUGUACUGACGGCAUAAACAGCUACGGCUGUACAUGUGCUGAUGGUUGGGAGGGGAAUAAUUGUACAACCAAUAUGGACGAUUGUGCUAGCAUCCCAUGUGCAAACGGAGCAAUCUGUACUGACCGCAUUAACAGCUACGACUGUACAUGUGCUGAUGGUUGGGAGGGGACAACCUGUACACUCAAUACGGACGAUUGUGCAAGUGGACCAUGUGUAAACGGAGCCACCUGUACUGACGGCAUUAACGGCUACAGCUGUACAUGUGCUGAUGGAUGGGAAGGGACAACCUGUGAACUUAAUACAGACGAUUGUGCAAGUGGACCAUGUGUGAACGGAGCCACCUGUACUGACGGCAUUAACAGCUACAACUGUACAUGUGCUGAUGGUUGGGAGGGAAAUAAUUGUACAAGCAAUACGGACGAUUGUGCUAGCAUACCAUGUGCAAACGGAGCCACCUGUACUGACGGCAUUAACAGCUACGACUGUACAUGUGCUGAUGGUUGGGAGGGAAAUAAUUGUACAACCAAUAUUGACAAUUGUGCUAGUAUCCCAUGUGUAAACGGAGCCACCUGUAAUGACGGCAUUAACAGCUACAGCUGUACAUGUGCUGUUGGAUGGGAAGGGACAACCUGUGAACUCAAUACGGACGAUUGUGCAAGUGUGCCAUGUGCAAACGGAGCCACCUGUACUGACGGCAUUAACAGCUACAACUGUUCAUGUGCUGAUGGCUGGGAGGGAAUAAAUUGUACAACCAAUACGGACGAUUGUGCUAGCAUCCCAUGUGCAAACGGAGCAACCUGUACUGACGGCAUAAACAGCUACGGCUGUACAUGUGCUGAUGGUUGGGAGGGGAAUAAUUGUACAACCAAUAUGGACGAUUGUGCUAGCAUCCCAUGUGCAAACGGAGCAACCUGUACUGACCGCAUUAACAGCUACGACUGUACAUGUGCUGAUGGUUGGGAGGGGACAACCUGUACACUCAAUACGGACGAUUGUGCAAGUGGACCAUGUGUAAACGGAGCCACCUGUACUGACGGCAUUAACAGCUACAGCUGUACAUGUGCUGAUGGAUGGGAAGGGACAACCUGUGAACUUAAUACAGACGAUUGUGCAAGUGGACCAUGUGUGAACGGAGCCACCUGUACUGACGGCAUUAACAGCUACAGCUGUAUAUGUGCUGAUGGUUGGGAGGGAAAUAAUUGUACAACCAAUACGGACGACUGUGCAAGCCUCCCAUGUGCAAACGGAGCCAACUGUACUGACCGCAUUAACAGCUACAAAUGUACAUGUGCUGAUGGGUGGGAAGGGACAACCUGUGAACUCAAUACGGACGAGUGUGCAAGUGGACCAUGCGUGAACGGAGCCACCUGUACUGACGGCAUUAACAGCUACAGCUGUACAUGUGCUGAUGGAUGGGAGGGGACAACUUGUGAACACAAUACGAACGAAUGUGAAAGCAGUCCAUGUGUGAACGGAGCCACCUGUGCCGACGGCCUUAACAGCUACAGCUGUAUAUGUGUUGAUGGCUGGGAGGGAAAAAAUUGUGCAAUCAAUACGGACGAUUGUGCUGGCGACCCAUGUAAGAACGGAGCCACCUGUACUGACGGCAUUAACAGUUUCACCUGUGCAUGUGAAAACGGUUAUGAGGGACUAUCCUGUGAACUUAAUACAGACGAUUGUGCUAGCGACCCAUGUAAGAACGGAGCCACCUGUACUGACGGCAUUAAAAGCUACACAUGUACUUGUAAAAACGGUUAUGAGGGACCAUCCUGUGAAAAAACCUUGACAGCCACUACAGAUGAUAUACAACUUGAAAUAGUCUUUGAUUUUCUGCUGGAGGAAUCUGCAAAUUUAACUGACCCCGGCACUGUCAAAGAGUUGACCGAUGCAAUUGAACCACCAAUGACCAAACACUUCCAAACGAAGAUGGGGGACAAUUUCUUUAGCCUGACAAUUACCGGAUUUUCGAGAGGCAGUUUAAAGGUAAACAUUAUAGUUAUAAAGAAAUCGACCGAGCAAGGCGCAGCUGACUUUAUUGGCGCUGCGUUAAGUGUAACGGACGUUAGUGUGGUGAUAAACAACGAAACGUAUGGUGCAUCUGUUUCCUCCAUCGGGAACUUGAAAGUUAAUCAAGAAACACUGGACGGAAGUGAUUCCUUGUGUCAGUUAUUUAUUGCGGUUAAUGGACAUUGCUCUCCACAAACUAAAUGCACUGUAAUAGACUCAAAACCAGUUUGCAAAGACGUACCUAUGGAGUCCACUUCAGGAGACCUGUAUUUAGUCAUUUUAAUUGUUGUCGGACUGUCAUCGGUGCUAUUGGUCGGAGUUUGUGCGAUUAUCUGCUGUAAAAAAAUGAAAAAGCACAAAACAGAUAAGACUCCCCGAGUCAAUAGGGAUACAAUGGAAGAUGUCUGGCGGAAUAUCGCUCCACGAUACUCAGACAGACAUGCUCACAUCACAGCUACUUCUCGACAUGACAACGCAGGAAGGAACCAGGAUUGGUCAGCUGACGAUGGUCUUCGAAUUUGGGAUAACCAACAUCAGCAAGACGACUCAUGGUUAUAAAGGUACCACUCGACCCUAGCCCAAUACAGCGGAACCUGUCAAUGUACAUAUAAACAAACCUACAGACUAAUGGUGUGAAUAAUGUUUGUUAAACAUUAUAUAAUAAUAUAAUAUAAAGAUUUACUUAAAUGUGUGCUGAAUGAAUACAUACGUAAGCUCAAAAAUACUUCGACUACUGGUGUAAAGUAUGCGAUAUGUAUUAUAAUUAUUUGCAAUAUUAAUAAAUAGUAGAUGUUCUCGGUGUCAAUGCGAAGGUCACAAGCCUUCCAAUUACAAACGUGUUAUAGUGUCUGUUCAUGUGCGCUUGUUUGUGUGAUUGGGUGUGGAUUUUAUGUUCAUUGAUCCUUUUAAAUACUCCAUUUUACGUUCCGAACUAUUUUUGUUUUUCAAACCGAUUUGUUAUUCUGUGUUUAUUUUCUUAAUUUAAACUCCUGAUUUAUAUAUUUAAUUCAUUUAUAAACGAAAUGUUCUAUUUGUAAAUAUACUGUUUUGAUUUAUGUUAAAAUUUUAUUUCAUAUUCCUGAAUAUUAAUUGGCUGCUUAUCGUUUGUGUCCAUACAACAUUGUUAAUUUUGUAUAAAACUCACUUUUUCUAUCGUGUUGUCAUUAAAUUGUAUGUGCUGAAGGGUCUUAACGAUUUGCUUAAUGAGAAUUAACUAUUAUAUUAUUUAAUUUUAUACUUUAUACUUACCAAAAAUAAAAUGGAUAUAUUUGA